Messenger RNA from Durusdinium trenchii, 442 nucleotides. The record is from the annotation of a GenBank genome assembly. NCBI's taxonomy places the organism in Eukaryota, Dinophyceae, Suessiales, Symbiodiniaceae.
AGGAGCCUUGCUACAUCCGAGAUACAGCAGAGCGAGGGAUCACGUUGCACCAGCUGCAGCAAAUCGUCAUGCUGAUUGCGAAAAUGGUCGAUAGCUGGUGCGAAACAUAUGGCACUCAGGCCGGAUGCUCAUUGGACUUGAGUAGCUUCAACUUGUACCAUGCGAAUCAUUGGAUCAUCAAGCCAGCCACUGAAGGCUUUCAUGAGCAUGGAUGUAGCAUGGUGGAGAUCAUGGCAGUGCAAGUGCAGAUACCGAGCUGGUUUGUGUCCCAUGCUUGGAUCGAGCCUGUCUGCAAGUUCUUAGCCUGUUUGGAGCAACAUGCUUUGAUCCGUGAGCUGCCGAGUAGCACUGCCUACUGGGUGUGUGCCUAUGCAAACAAUCAGCAUUGUGUAGCAGAGGAUAUCAAGAGCAAUCCCCGCAAUACCUCAUUCUACCGGGCCAU